AUGAAGCACUCAAUUGUCGCUUUAGGGCUCCUCCCCCUCACAACCGCCCACUUCUCACUCACCUACCCAACCCCCCGCGGCACCGACACCAAAACCAUGGCCCAAUUCCCCUGCGGCGGGCUCUCGCCCUCCCCAAACCGCACGCAAAUCUCACUGGACUCGCCCAGUUUCCCCGUCGCCCUAGACAUGGGCCACGACCAAACAGCCGUGCAGAUCCUCCUCGGUCUGGGCUCGGCGCCAGGCCCAAACUACAACGUCACGCUGCGCAAGACGUUCCGCGUCGAGGGGCUCGGCGGCUUCUGUAUCCCGGACGUCGAGCUGAGCGAGGAUGUGCUGGGGGCAAGAUUGGUGGAUGGGUUGGAGGUUACGUUGCAGGUUGUUAGUAAUGGGCAUCCUAGUGGGGGGCUUUAUGCGUGCGCGGAUCUUCAGCUCGUGUCUGGAAGCGUUCCGGGUCCAUCUGACUCAGUCUGCGCGAAUAAUACCGGUAUCACUGCGGUUGCGUUCACUGGUGCCGCGGCAGACCGCAAUGCCAAUGCGUCGACUGCUGAUGGCGAGGCGCAGAGCGGGGACUCGGGACAUGAGCAUGGCAAUGGAAACAGCACUGGUAGUGACAACGAGACUGCGACUGCAGACGCUGACUCGCCUACCUCGACUGAUGCGGCGUCGGCGAUUCAGACGGCCGCUUGGGGUGUUCUUGGAGCUGUGGUUGUUGGUGGUCUGGCUGUUCUACCCAAGGGCGCGGCUGACAUGUCACCCAUGGCCACGACAGCAGAUAAAUUCGAGAGGCUGCGCGCAGUCGGCCUCUCGGAGAAGUACUCCACCACGAGACACCCUCUGCGCUUCUACAUAAAUGUCGCCAUCACAGCCCGCUACACAAUCCCGGAGAGCUUUACUCUUCCGCUUCAGGACUAUGUAUACAAGGCCGUCGAGACACUGAUCAACCAGCAUCCGAUUCUCUCUGCAAUCCCCAUUGGAGAAGAGACGAACGAGCCGUAUUGGGCGCGAUUGCCGGAAAUCGACCUGACUCAGCCAGUUUCUUUCCGGACGACGGCCAAGAACUUGACACUGGACGAACAUGACAGCGAACUGCAGUCCUUGAUCGAGGCGCAGCAUGAAAUCGGAUUCACGGCGCCCGAGCCCUACUGGCGGCUUCUUAUCCUGACUGACGGCGAAUCUGAAAAACGCUUCAUUGCUGUUUUUAUGUUCCACCAUGCGCUUGGCGACGGUACUUCUGGCAAGGCGUUUCAUCGGACGUUCCUUCGGGCUUUGCGAGGAACGGCGUCGUUGAAGCCAGGGGAAGCUAAACAGGUCGUCAUACCGCCAAAGACAGCCCUCCUACCACCACUGGAGGACGUCCACCCCCUUCCUAUAUCUAUACCUUACCUGCUGAAGGUCGUGUACAAAACUUGGUUUGCCUCCAAGCCAGACCCAAGCCUAUGGGCGGGAGGACCAUUCCAACUUCCCCUGAAGACACACGUCCGGGUCCUUGUUCUAUCAAGGGCUCAGACAUCGGCGCUCGUCAAAGUUUGCCAUGAGCACGGCACGACAGUUACCUGCGCAGUCGAGACCGCCAUCGCGCGCUCGAUCUUCCCACACAUCCCUGAAAGGUACACCAGGGUACAGGGUAGCAUACCCAUCACCCAGCGCUCAUGGCUCCCGGACACAAUCACGGAUGAGUCAAUGGGAGUCUAUGUGCAGGAAAUGCCAGAGACCUUCUAUCGCCAGGCCGUGACCGGGGAAGGGUUCCCGUGGGACGAAGCACAGCGUGCCAAACGAACAAUCACAAAGGAACUUGCACUGAAAAGCAAGAAUACCGCAGUUGGCCUAUUCAAGUAUGUCAAGGACUACCGCAAAGAGCUGUGCGAGUCCAAGAUUGGCAAGCCCAGGCCGGCCACCUUUGAGGUGUCUAGUCUUGGCGUUGUGAAGACGGAGACUGCGGAGGAUGUGUCUGUCCCGCAGAUGGGUAGAGUCAUUUUCACGCAGAGCGCAAGUGUGACUGGUGCUGCUAUCCAGUUCUCGCUUAUUACUGGCGCCGAUGGGUGUUUGGCCUUAGGAGCGUCCUGGCAGCCUGGUGUUGUGGAGGAGGACACGGUCCAGGCCGUCAUGGACUCGGUCAAAAGGGAGCUGCACCAGCUUUCUGGGCUUUCUGGAUAG
Molecule: messenger RNA, 2154 nt
Organism: Aspergillus mulundensis
Lineage: Eukaryota; Fungi; Ascomycota; Eurotiomycetes; Eurotiales; Aspergillaceae
Exons: 5
Coding region: 1-2154 (717 amino acids)
Molecular function (GO): N-acetyltransferase activity
Source: RefSeq, a predicted model, not a curated record